ACUUUGAAUCUGGCAUGGGAAAUUGAAGUUCUUCUUUUACGACUAGCCAAUAACAAAACAAACAGAAAAGAAAACCGAUAAACAAACAAUACUUGCAAUGGGUCGUUCCAAGGGAAAAAAGAAAAAUAAGAAAAAGUAUUGGGUGUCUAAUUAUACUCCGAAAUAUGGCCUUUUAGAACCUGGAAUGAAAGGCUUUUUGAUUACUGGCGAUUGCCACAAGGAACAGGCUUGUAUUGAAGAAUCACUGAACUUAUUCAAUGAAUUUGCUGAUGAGUUAUAUGGACCUGAAUUGGGAAAUGGUGAGGAUGCUAUUUCAGAUGAAGUUGACAUAGAAGAGCAGUUAGCAAAAGAGAUAGAAACUGUCCAAUCAAACCAAAGAUUUUUGAAAGUUCGUACAAUGCUGAAAGGUGUUUUGUUCAUCAGCACAACUCUGCUUGAUCCUGCACACUUAGUUACUGCUAUGUUUGAAAGUGUACUCAAAACUCAAAGAAGAAAAACUAGAUUCAUUCAGAAGGUGAAGCCUAUAUCCCUAACGUGUAAAGCAUAUCCAACUGAUAUUGCUAAGGCUCUUGAUGCAGUUUUAUAUGAGUACUCUCAAAAAGAAGGAAAUCGAUGUAUAACGUAUAAAAUUGAAUGCAAUAUUCGACAUAACACUCUUAUGACAUCAUCUCAUAUACGAUGGUAUGUGAGAGAGUCAAUGAAAAAGUUCCCACAAUGGUCUCAGACUGUAUUUGGUCCAGAAAUUAUUCUUGAUAUUGAAGUUCUACGUCAUAUGUGCUGCAUAGGAUUUUUGAAAAAGUAUGAGGACUACAAAAGGUAUAAUCUAUCAAAAGCUAUAGCUGGAAACUCUGAAAAUUCACAAGAUUGUAAAGAUCAAGUUGAUAAUUCAGAGCAGCCAAGUGGAAGCAAUGAAGAGCAGAUUCCAAAUUCUGACUGAAUAGUGUGAUUAUUUGAUAUACAAAAUGAAAUAAAUGAUUGUUUCUUUA
This is a messenger RNA of Uloborus diversus, 986 nucleotides long. RefSeq names its product THUMP domain-containing protein 1-like. The transcript has 4 exons. The record is from RefSeq and is a predicted model, not a curated record. Bases 98 to 937 code for a protein of 279 amino acids. Gene Ontology annotation, biological process: tRNA modification. Lineage: Eukaryota; Metazoa; Arthropoda; Arachnida; Araneae; Uloboridae. Gene Ontology annotation, molecular function: RNA binding.